Molecule: messenger RNA, 2398 nt
Organism: Dalotia coriaria
Lineage: Eukaryota; Metazoa; Arthropoda; Insecta; Coleoptera; Staphylinidae
Exons: 4
Coding region: 209-2284 (691 amino acids)
Biological process (GO): cilium organization
Cellular component (GO): ciliary basal body
Source: RefSeq, a predicted model, not a curated record
GUCGUAUUGACGUUUUCCAUUUCGGGUGGCAUUGGGCACUUGCGUAAAUUAUUCGUCCACAUUUGCCUGAUUUUUAUAACUUGCAACAAACAAUAGAAUCAAAUUUUACUUUUAUUAACGCUUAACUAUAAUGUGAAACUGUGUUAGAAGUGAAAAUUUUGCGGCAAUAAUAUUUUCUGAUUGUGAAAAGAAGAAACCAGAAAUUAACAUGUCGACAAAUUAUUCCGCAGCAGAUCAAUUUAACGACGCGUAUGAACCAACGAGAUUAGGAAAUUGGGAGGUUCCAAAAUGGUAUCCACCGGGGCCAUUACCCCGGCAGGGGAAAACCACUGUCAUAUCCAAUCCUGUGGGGCAUUUACUGCCUGGAUUUCCGCGGACGAAAAAUUCAUGGGGGCAGUAUUUGGAGACAUGGGAUAUGCCGAAAGUUAUCACGAGAAAAAUCGCAAAGGAAUUAAGUGCCCCUGCACAAUGUCGUGUUGAUGUCUACAACAAACGUCUGAAGAACUUUGAAUCUUCCCAAAAUCGCCGCCGUAAAAUCCCCGAAAUUCCAUCAACAUUUAAUGAAACUAAACCGGAAGAAACAAAAGUAACCGAGAAUGUACACCAAAUUAAACGUUGCCCUUGUUUAGGAGAUUGUACAUGCCUGCAUAAACGAACGCCUGUUACUCAAAAUACUCAUGAUGAAGAAGAUGUUGAGGAACAUCAAUUGAAACCAUUCCAAGCAGAGCAGGAUCCGGAACGUUGCAAAGAGGAAAAGUAUGUACCCGGUGAUCUUACAGAAGAUCAUCACAAAUUAGAUACAUUUCCACAGUUGGAAAAAGAUCUUACUACACAAACCACACUUAAAACACAUCCUGAACAGAUUGACCCCUUGGAAACAUUGAAUAAUCCACCAGAAGAAAUGAAACAAAACGAAGAAUUAACGCCAUUUCAACAGAAAAUUAGCAAUCAUGAAAAUAAUACUCCACACCCCGAAGAGGUAAUUACACAUAAAAUGCAUGAAACCACGGAUUUUGUUGCUGAAAAUGAACAAACAAAUCCCACUCAGCUCGAUGAUGGAAUAAGAGGUUCGAAAAUGAAUGUAUCAAGGUGCUCAUCAAGUAAAUCAUCAAAAAACACAACGAAUUACUGCUAUCAACACGAAAUGUACAAAAAACAUCCGCGUGAAUUGAAAAGUUACGUCGAAACUUUGAGAAACUUUGAACUUGCUCGAGAACUACAUAAAGUGAAUCUUGAGCAUGAACCAUUACCAGACAUGGUGCCUAAAGAGUUUUUUGUGCAGUUGGAUAAAAGGCAAGUGCCACCAAUACGAGAGAAAUCAGCUACAGCUAUUGGUUGGAAGGGAUAUAAAGGUUUUGGUGCAACAAGAUGCACAAAACUAAAAGUAUUCCGUCCAACAACAAGCCCCGAAAUGAGAAAAUUCGAAGAACGACAGGAUAGUAUUUGUAGUUUUGAUAAAAAGUGGAGGUUUAUAAAGCAGAACAAAGUGAAUCCUAUGGACUUGGCAAUUUGUUGGGACUUAACACCAGAAAAUCCAGCGGAUGAACCACGAAAAGCGAAGCAUAUUGAUGGAUCCAAUGGAAGUAUUGCUCCAGGAGUGUUUUCUAUGGUGGAAACACCAAAAAACAAAGAUUUAAAUGAAAGGAAUGAACCUGUCAGUGGUCGCAAUCCACCAGCUGUGUUUGCUGCAAUUUCUCAGCCAACUGAAAUCAGUAAAAUUGGAGAUUUUCACGUUUCACGACCACAUACAAGCAAAUCAACAACAAAUUUGAAUCAUACUUGUUGUGAAGGCCAUUCAGAUGAAUUUUUAAAGCGCGCACAAUCUGCAUAUCAUAUUAAUGCAAAUAACGAUUAUAAAAAACCAAAAAAGAGAGGUUCUAAAGAUUCCAAAUCAACGAGUUCGAAUAUUUGCCAGAAACUUUGUUGCAGUGGUAAAAUAUUCAAUCAACGUUUAUGUGUGGCUUGUGAGUUGAAAUCUUUACCAGAAAAAGAAGAAAAAGGAAAACCGGAGUUCAAACAAGCGCUUAAAGCUGGUGUACCUAAUAGUAAAUCGAGCAGUGGUUCAACACACAGUUCCCAGGCGCAAAUUAAAGUCCCAAAACAAAAAAUACCGUAUACGAAAAAAUGUUACGCAAUUAGGAGUUUAUCAGCACCGUUUUCUUUGAAUAAAGUUAGGGAUCGCGAAGAUUAUCCUGAGCACUGGAGACUAGCUAGUGUGUACCAACAUUCAUAUAAACCUAUUCAUAUGAGAAAGAAAUCAUUAUUAGCUAGUAUAUUUCAGUAAAAUAAAGCCAUCAGUCAUUAUUUUAAAGCUACUUCAGUUUCCUUCAGUUGCUUAGUUUAAAACAUUGUAAAUUGUAUACAAAAUACAUUGUUACAAAUAAAGCUUUCAAAUUAA